GAACAAAUAACCAUUCACACUCCUUAAUAAUUCAAUAAGGCUCAGAAAAAAAACAACUGGAGUUUGCCCAUAGCAUAAGUACUUUGUAUUCAGAGGACAAUGCCAACUCACCCAUUGCUUCCAUAUGAAGAGAGCCCAGAUGGACUGGGUCAAGACAUUCUGAUCAGUAGUAGUGCAAGCAUGCCAGGGUCCGGGUCUAGCAUGACCCCUCACAGCAUUGCCACGGAAGAGGCCAUAUUGCAAACUGGCAGAAGUGUGCCAGUGUCUUGUAUGUUCUGCGACCAGACCUUUGCUCAUCAGGAAGCUCUAGGCCCACACGUCUUAACCCAACAUCCAACUACUCUGUUUGAACCAGCUGUGCUUUGUGUUGAAGCAGAGUUCCGGACCCCUGGGGAGAGGACCCGAUCUAAACAGAGUAACCUCCCUCUUGAAAAAGAGGAGGUGCUCAGCUGUAUUGUAUGUGGUCAGAUAUCACAAGAUGUUAGUGAGUUGGAGACCCACAUGAGAAAACACAAGGAUUACUUUACUUAUUGCUGUAAUGUAUGUGGACGACGCUUCAGGGAGCCCUGGUUCCUCAAAAACCACAUGAAAAUGCAUGGAAACAAGCCAGGAGCCAAGAACAAGGCCCAGCAAGAUCUGGAGACCCCUAUCAUGAUCAAUGGCAUUAUUCAAGACCAGAAUCUAGAGCCUGUUGCCACUCUUUAUAAAAUGUGCAUGAUGUGUGGCUUUUUUUUCCCUGAUCAAGAUAGUUUGGGGGAGCAUAGUAAAGUACAUAAUAGAGAAGUGGAGCCUGAAAAAGAAAGAAAUGAGAGCUGGAAUGCUCCUGUUGAUUCCUAUGUCAAGCAGGAAACAUUUCUGCAGACUUUAAAUCUUAGACCCUGCCCUGCAGGAAAUAAUUUGCAACCUGAGAGAUCAUGUAGAUGGGUUGCCCAGUUAGACCCUUUCAACACAUACCAGGCCUGGCAACUUGCUACAAAGGGUAAGAUAGCAGUUGGUCCAAGUAAUGCUAAAGACAUAGGCCAGGAUGCCAGUACAGACAAUGAAGAGUGUGGCUCUGAUAAAGAGGAGUCGAGUAGUAUUUCGUCUGAGGGCCAAGGAGACAAGCCGAUGAAAGAAGUUAUUGGGAGGGAGCUUAGGUCCCGGCUGCUGACUACAACAGUUGAAACCCCGUCACCUGAGCUAGAUCAAAGGCCUGUAAUGCAAAAACGUAAGGAACGACCAACCACCUGUGAAGACUGUGGGAGAUUUUUCAGGACCUACCACCAAUUAGUUCUCCACUCCAGGGUGCACAAGAAGGAGAGGGGUGGAGAGGAGAGCCCUACUGUUUCUGAUGGGAAAUUGUCAAGAGCAAGCUCAGUGGACCAUGCAGAGGACGGUUCCGAGGAAGCAACUGUGUUGGAGACCUUGGGUUCAGGUGAAGAUGGUCUUGUACGACCCAAGGUCAGAUCGAGACAAUGUAGUUAUUGUGCCAAAACAUUCCGUUCAAGCUAUUAUCUCACCAUUCAUCUCAGGACUCAUACAGGUGAAAAACCAUUCAAGUGUAUGUACUGCGAUUAUGCCGCUGCCCAAAAGACAUCACUGAAAUAUCACCUUGCUCGACGUCACAAAGGCAAACACUCCAUGGAUCUCCCUGAUCGACCUGUGCUAAUAGUGCCUUCUAUUAAUAAUGCUGAACACAGAAAUGAGAAUGAAAAAACUCCCUCAAAUAGAUCAGAACUAUGUGUAGCAGGACUCAAAUCAACUACAAGCGGAAAACCAGCAGACAGAUUUGACGACACAGGAGGCAAGCACGGAAAACCAGUCACUCAAAUGAAUGAUGAAUAUGAGAAGCUAAUUGCUAAGCCUGCUUCCUCCCCAACUGAUGAGAUGCAGUUAAAAUGCCCCUUACCUCUUAACCUGAAGAUGGAACGAAAGGAGAUGAAAGGAGAGAGCUUUGAGGCCCCAUUAAAUCUGUCCUUAAAAGUGUCUGUCUCUAUCCCCGCCAGCUCAGAACCCAGAAACACAUUAAUUCCAAUUGCCUGUUCAUCCUGUGCAUAUCAAACCUUGUAUCCAGAGGUUUUGAUUAUGCACAAAAACCUGACUCAUAAAGAUGAGACAGAAAUUACCAGAGAGAAUGACUUAAGAAGGAGUGUGAAACAAAGACGUUUUACUGGCUGCCCCCCUGCCCUUGAUGGAAAGGAUGUCACUCCACUUCCCAGGAUUGACAGGAGCUAUCCUCGUCGGACCAAAUCUCCACCUCCUCAGCCUGAAAAACCACAAGAAAAGUCUCACUCUGUCAACCCACCUCACGUUCCUAAACAGUCUUCUGUCCAUGUACCUAAGCAUGAGGUUAUCCAGGAGACCCUGCAACAUAGGACCAAGAUAGACCCGCAAGUAAAUCAGGACUCUUCAAGAGUUACAAAGCUAAAGAAAAAAUCUGGUACCAGCAAUGCAAUGAAGAGGGUUAGCCCAUCAGACAAAGUGGAAAUUGGUGAGCAAACUUACCCCAUGAGAACUGAUGUUUGGCACUCGGAUGCAGCCAAGCUGUGCCUGUCCAGCGGGUUUGGAAACCUUUGUCACAUGGAUUUAGGUGAAUCUUCCAGCAAAAGAUUCAAGUACUUAAUGCCUCUUGCCGGGGAAACUAACAUUGUUGAGAAAUCUGCCUUAAAAGUACCAGCAGGGGAUGAAAAAAACAGACUACUUGGGAGAAGUGUGACGUCUACACCACAAGGGUCAUCACCUUUCACAGUCUCUCAGGCCAAUGUACUUACGAAGGCUACAGCUCCAGGCAGUAUGGUCUCUGACUGGAACAUGUUUAACAUCCUGCAGUCCUACACCCCUUGUGAUCUGGCAUCUCUCUACAGUUCCACUGCAGCCAAACUCAGUCAUGGAGGGCUGGCCAACCCAAGAGCUGGCGGUAUAACUACUCUCUACCAACACUUGCCAUCAUUGCCAAACCUGCAGAUGAAUGUCUAUCCAGGCCCCUUACCUACUGAAUGUUAUGGAACCACAGACAAAAAUGGUAAGCAGGCAUCAGUGCGGCAGGCUUUCUGGGAUGACAGCCAUGAGAUUCCCCCUCAGGUGCCAUUGGAGCCCCUUUAG
Lampris incognitus (smalleye Pacific opah) is the source of this 3081-nucleotide messenger RNA. It is a transcript of the gene znf217, whose product is annotated as zinc finger protein 217. The record is from RefSeq and is a predicted model, not a curated record. Bases 100 to 3081 code for a protein of 993 amino acids. The transcript is spliced from 6 exons. Gene Ontology annotation, cellular component: nucleus. Gene Ontology annotation, biological process: regulation of DNA-templated transcription. Lineage: Eukaryota; Metazoa; Chordata; Actinopteri; Lampriformes; Lampridae. Gene Ontology annotation, molecular function: RNA polymerase II cis-regulatory region sequence-specific DNA binding; DNA-binding transcription factor activity, RNA polymerase II-specific.